This is a messenger RNA of Podospora pseudopauciseta, 570 nucleotides long. RefSeq lists its product as uncharacterized. Lineage: Eukaryota; Fungi; Ascomycota; Sordariomycetes; Sordariales; Podosporaceae. The coding region runs from base 1 to 570 and encodes 189 amino acids. The transcript has a single exon. Gene Ontology annotation, biological process: riboflavin biosynthetic process. Gene Ontology annotation, molecular function: 5-amino-6-(5-phosphoribosylamino)uracil reductase activity. The record is from RefSeq and is a predicted model, not a curated record.
AUGCCCCGCAAAGUCCGGUACAACCUCGCCGCCUCGCUCGACGGCUUUAUAGCCACCCCCACCGGCUCCUACAGCUGGAUCGUCGACGACAAGACCAUUGAUUUCGAUAGCCUGUACGCCCAGUUCGGCUGCUUUGUCAUGGGCCGAACAACACACGAGGCAUAUCUUGCCAUGGACCCCGCAGAGAACCCGUUGCGGGCUUACUACAAAACAGGGAGCGUGGUUGUUGUUGGCGACACCCUGGAUCGAGAUCUGGAGACACAGGUUGAGGUUGUGAAGCUAGGGGAGGUGGAGUCUUUUGUCAGGGCGCUCAAGGGGAGGGAGGGGGGAAAGGAUGGUGAUAUCUGGCUCAUGGGUGGGGGCAAGUUGGCGGGGGAGAUGCUGAGGUUGGGACUGGUUGACACGGUGGAGGUGGCGGUUAUGCCGGUGUUGCUGGGGGAGGGGGUGAAGAUGUUUGAGGGAAAGGGAAGAGAGGAAGGGUGGAGGUUGGAGUUGAGGGGAUGUGAGAGGAAAGAGACGGGGAUUUUGAUGCUGGAGUAUGAUGUUCUUUAUGAGGAGCCCUGGAGAUGA